Molecule: messenger RNA, 889 nt
Organism: Eutrema salsugineum
Lineage: Eukaryota; Viridiplantae; Streptophyta; Magnoliopsida; Brassicales; Brassicaceae
Product: universal stress protein A-like protein
Exons: 4
Coding region: 289-777 (162 amino acids)
Source: RefSeq, a predicted model, not a curated record
AACGUGGGUUUACAUUCAAAAAGCUUUUAACUCUAACAAAAUUUCAGCUGUGAGAUUAGGGACCAAAAGGUGUACGUCUUUAAGCCUUUUGCAUUUACAAGUACAACUAACUACUUCACAAAAUCUAAAACUAUAUCUAAAUUAAAAUCCGUAACUCCAAAAUGGGUUUUGGGUUUUGCCUAGCUACUCUUGUAUAAAUAGAAACAUAAUCUUCCAUCAAGCCUUAUUCAUUAGAUAUCUCUUCUCCAGUAAUUGAGAGCAGACACAAGAGUAUUUUGUAGUAAAUAAAUGGAGGAAACGAAGGAGAGAAAGAUUGUGGUAGCAGUGGACGAAAGCGAAGAGAGCAUGGAAGCUCUCUCAUGGAGUCUUGACAAUCUUUUUCCAUAUGGUUCCAAUAAUACGCUCAUCCUUCUCUACGUCAAGCCCCCUCUCCCCGUUUACUCUUCUAUUGAUGCCGCAGGUUUUAUAGUGACCGGAGAUCCGGUUGCAGCCUUAAAUAAAUAUGAACACGAGCUAGUAGAAUCGGUCAUGGCUCGAUCUCAAACCGUGUACCAAGAUUUUGAGUCCGAUAUUAAUAUAGAGAGAAGAGUUGGACGUGGAGAUGCAAAGGAGGUUAUAUGUAACGCAGUUCAGAAACUGAGGGCUGAUAUGUUAGUUAUUGGCACACAUGACUAUGGCUUCUUCAAGAGGGCUUUGCUAGGCAGUGUAAGCGAGUAUUGCGCCAAACGAGUGAAGUGUCCAGUGAUUAUCGUCAAGAAGAAGGCUCAAAACAAUUGAGCUCGUAAUUCUUAUGAUUGUACAAGUUCUUGAAAGUUAUUGAUGUAAUUAUGUAACAGUUGUAUCAAUUUCGUAUGCAUUUAAACCAGAAAAAAAAAAAAAAAGAAGUUAA